Trametes versicolor FP-101664 SS1 is the source of this 564-nucleotide messenger RNA. RefSeq lists its product as uncharacterized. NCBI's taxonomy places the organism in Eukaryota, Fungi, Basidiomycota, Agaricomycetes, Polyporales, Polyporaceae. The transcript is spliced from 2 exons. The annotation marks the transcript as partial. The record is from RefSeq and is a predicted model, not a curated record.
AUGAACCCGGUGCCUCAUGAAACACAUGGUGGCCCAUUCGCGACCCUGCGCGCUUUGGAUGGUGUCCUUCUUGAUACCCUGCCCACGAUCACCGAGGACCGCACCUCUACACAGUCCUUCUCUCGCCCACUUACUGUGGAUGACAUCGCCGCCGUCAAGGCUCGUCUGGCCGAGACUGGUGCGGGGAAGGCAAAGGGACCGGACGGAGUCUCCUAUGCUCGUGUCCUGCAGAUCCCCAACGAGGAACUACGGGAUCCGGCAGGAUACCGAAACAUCGGACUGGAGAGCUGCCUCCUGAAGACCUUAACACUGCUCAUUGAUCGCCGCAUGCGGGAGUGGUCGGACGCAGAGGACAUCGUGCCCCCUCUCCAGAACGGCUUUCGGACAGGAUACAGAACGGAGAACAACGUGUUCACAUUACGCGUCGCUGCAGAGCAGGCGCAGUCACAGGGCAAGACGCUGUGGGUAGCAUUCGUGGACCUCGCGAAUGCGUUCCCCUCUGUGAACCAGAGUACCCUGUGGGCAAAACUGCGCGAUCUCGGUGCAGGGGGGCCGCUGUUUGAC